Messenger RNA from Opisthorchis viverrini, 381 nucleotides. RefSeq lists its product as hypothetical. The transcript has 3 exons. The record is from RefSeq and is a predicted model, not a curated record. NCBI's taxonomy places the organism in Eukaryota, Metazoa, Platyhelminthes, Trematoda, Opisthorchiida, Opisthorchiidae. Bases 1 to 381 code for a protein of 126 amino acids.
AUGAUAGUUAGGAAAAGACUUCGAGGAGCUCGUGAAUGUACGUGUCCGUCUCCUUCGACAAUAAAGAAAAAUAGCUCUAACCAUGGCACUGCAAUAAUUUACCUCGCUGCGAUCACCGGCGUGGAUCUGAAAGUAUUGAAAAAACCUCGGGAUCCUAUUUACGCUUUCCUCUGUUGUGUUGUGUGUUAUGGUGGGUUGAAAGCAGUGACCGUUUCAAGAGUUUUAGUGACCCCAGAACCUAAGGAAUCAAGCGCGUCGUCUUCAGUACCUCAGCAAAAUUUGCAAUUAUCCCGGGGCUCAUUAACGGCCAUUCUUUAUUUGAUGUACCGCGAGCGGGCGAGCUUGGCAGAGGGAGAAUCGGAUGAUAGCCCCAUAUUCUGA